AUGGCAGUCUCACAGAUGGGGUUAAAAUAUGGUGUUUGGGGGAAUGACCACAUUCACAGUGGCCUGACUCCUAUCGAUUCUCUAUUCCCCACAAGCGUGAACAGGCUGUCCCCUGAUGAGCGUCUUUUACAGCAACUGAACAAGCGUCAUGAGGAGUAUCAAAAAACUCAACUAUACCAAUUCACGACCCGUGAGCUUGUCGACCUUGAUGCUAUCAGCAGCCGAUCCUUAAAGUCACCAGACCUUUCGAAUUACACUCAUAGAAUAAUGGCAUAUCGGCGUUGGGAGACCAAUGUAGAUUUCUUGUCUGGAAGGACAGGACUUUAUCCUAUUGGUAAUGGUUAUCCUGGAGAUUGGGUUGCAACCAAUCCCAUAGUCUGGACAGCUAUCCUUCCGUGCUUACAACUUGCAACUCGUAUGAUAAUGAACUUUCACAUGCUGCCUUGGUUUGAUGCGUUACUCAAAGGGGAUACGCGCCCUGUCGCUGGCAAUAGACUUCCACCAUCACCGCUGGCAAAUCCGUCGUCAGCUCCCGUUUUCAUCCCUCCUAAGAGUACUUUGCAUACGCGAGACGGCCAAAGCUAUACAUUCGCGGAGACUGAGAAUGAACGGGAUGAGAUUUUCAAGUACAUGAUCAGUGCCAAGUUGCACCUUCAAUGA
Messenger RNA from Lachnellula hyalina, 660 nucleotides. RefSeq lists its product as uncharacterized. Bases 1 to 660 code for a protein of 219 amino acids. The transcript is spliced from 3 exons. NCBI's taxonomy places the organism in Eukaryota, Fungi, Ascomycota, Leotiomycetes, Helotiales, Lachnaceae. The record is from RefSeq and is a predicted model, not a curated record.